AUGAUGGGAAGCAUUAUUGGAAACCUUCUAAACAUCGUUGGCAUGGAUACGGCUGCUCUCACUUCCUUCCCCUUUGGAAGAAUCAUUGUCUCAUCCGUUUGUGCAAUCUUUCUCCUGGCCAUCAUGCUCUUGUCACGCCGCCGCAGGAACCAAGGGGUGAUAGGAGCGGGCCGUGCGGUACUGAUAACGGGCUGUGACAGCGGAUUCGGUCAUCAUCUUGCCCGGGGGCUGGAUGCUCGGGGGUUUGUGGUCUUUGCCGGUUGUCUGUUUCCCAACGGAGACGGUGCCCAAACUCUGCACAGAGAGAGCUCCAUCAACAUGAACAUUCUCAAACUAGACGUCACUAAAAAUGAAGAUGUGACACAGGCAAGGACUGUCGUCCAAUCAAACCUGCCAGAGAAAGGUGAGCUUUGUUACAAAUAGGCUACUUAAGUUUUUUCGGGGCUGCAUUAUUGCUCCUUCAUUCUAUGCACAGUUAGUCUGGGUAGGAGGUUAGCGACACAUAAUUGAUCUAAUAACGCAAUAAUUGAUCUAAUGUCCUUUUCAAAAUAAACUCUUAAGACUAAGGGUGCGUUCGUAAAUUCGCUCUGGCUAUCUACUCUGAUUUCAGAGCACACUCGUCUGAGUGCAAAAAAGCGUAAUUAAAUUGUUGCCAGCAGCACAGUUAGUCACCAACGCUCAAGAUAAAAUGAAAACAGCCUAACCAGCUCUCCUAGGAGGAGUAAAAUGGUCAGAGUGAGGUGUUCUCUCAUUUGUUUCUGGAAGUAGCUUGCAAGCUAGCCAACGUUGACUACCGUUGUAAGGUAAGAACUCUCGGAUCAACCCUACUCCUCCGCCAGAGCGUCCAGUGUAAUCUCUGAACGCUCCGAGAGCGAAACACUCUGAAUUUAUGAACGGACAAUCUGACAACGCUCUGAAUUUACGAACGCCCUGAGCAAACUGGCACUCCAGAUUGAAGCAGGGGUAGGAAACUAGAUUGUGGAUAGUCAUGGGCGGAAAUAGCCUAAUUAUAAUAAUUGUACACUGCAAAUUGAUCACAACUAAGCCCAAUAACACAUUUUAUUUGAAAAGAAUCAUGUCAUACAAGAUCACGUCUCUUUUUUUUAUUUUAUUUGUGGGAAUACUUUAGAACAGAUUUCUUAAAUUGAACACAUUUUGGCUCAAUUCCUGGUGAUUUUAGCCACUUUUCUUUACCUUAAAGAAAUUAAUUGGGGUCUGUUUUUGGCCUGCGGGCCACCUGUUGCUGACCCAUGACUAAGGCUAUUCAGAGGUUGAUGUUCCUGCUCUUCCGAGUCCUUUUCUUUUCUUUCUCCAGGGCUUUAUUAAUGAUGCAUUGACUGUUAUUAACAUUAAAAGUCAACCUUUUCCAUCUCAAAAGCACCUGUUGUCAACUAAAACAUCAAAUGUGCAACCUGGGCUCAGGGCAAUUUCUAGGAUUUUGUACAUGCCUCCAUUUAGCAUGAUAUAUUAAAUUAAGUUAGGUAACAUUAUGAAUGGAAUAGCGGUCUUACAAUAUCAUACGAAUUAGAGGACUUAUAGUGUCACUCAAACACGCAACCUUUGGAUUGCUAGAUAUCACGGUUAGGUGAAUUGGGUUAAGGUUAGAAUUAGGGUUACGGUAGAGCUGGGUGACACGGACAAAAAUCCAUAUCCUGAUAUGUUGACCUAUGUUUUGCGAUAAUGAUAAAUCUGGGAUAAAUUCCGAUAAAUUAUUUUUGGGGAGGUGCUAGAGGUGGACGAUAAUAUGGACAAAAAGUAAUGUGACAAAUUUACAUUUACAUUUACGUCAUUUAGCAGACGCUCUUAUCCAGAGCGACUUACAAAUUGGUGCAUUCACCCUAUAGCCAGUGGGAUAACCACUUUACAAUUUAUUUAUUUUUAUUUUUGGGGGGGGGGUAGAAGGAUUACUUUAUCCUAUCCCAGGUAUUCCUUAAAGAGGUGGGGUUUCAAAUGUCUCCGGAAGGUGGUGAGUGACUCCGCUGUCCUGGCGUCGUGAGGGAGCUUGUUCCACCAUUGGGGUGCCAGAGCAGCGAACAGUUUUGACUGGGCUGAGCGGGAACUAUGCUUCCGCAGAGGAAGGGGAGCCAGCAGGCCAGAGGUGGAUGAACGCAAUGCCCUCGUUUGGGUGUAGGGACUGAUCAGAGCCUGAAGGUAUGGAGGUGCCGUUCCCCUCACUGCUCCAUAGGCAGGCAAGCACCAUGGUCUUGUAGCAGAUGCGAGCUUCAACUGGAAGCCAGUGGAGUGUGCGGAGGAGCGGGGUGACGUGAGAGAACUUGGGAAGGUUGAACACCAGACGGGCUGCGGCAUUCUGGAUGAGUUGUAGGGGUUUAAUGGCACAGGCAGGGAGCCCAGCCAACAGCGAGUUGCAGUAAUCCAGACGGGAGAUGACAAGUGCCUGGAUUAGGACCUGUGCCGCUUCCUGUGUAAGGCAGGGUCGUACACUCCGAAUGUUGUAGAGCAUGAACCUGCAGGAUCGGGUCACCGCCUUGAUGUUAGCGGAGAACGACAGGGUGUUGUCCAGGGUCACGCCAAGGCUCUUCGCACUCUGGGAGGAGGACACAACGGAGUUGUCAACCGUGAUGGCGAGAUCAUGGAACGGGCAGUCCUUCCCCGGGAGGAAGAGCAGCUCCGUCUUGCCAGGGUUCAGCUUGAGGUGGUGAUCCGUCAUCCAUACUGAUAUGUCUGCCAGACAUGCAGAGAUGCGAUUCGCCACCUGGUUAUCAGAAGGGGGAAAAAGUAACUAUUUUGCUCAAUAACUGUAAAUAGAAUGAUACAAAUUUGUUUUAAUGGACAGUUACUCUGCAGGGCUCUAGAAUAUUUUUUCUACAGUGCCAAGUAAGACAACGGAGAUGUUAGCUUACUCUUUGAAUCAUAUAUAGGCUAUUUCAUCACACAUACAGUGGGGGAAAAAAGUAUUUAGUCAGCCACCAAUUGUGCAAGUUCUCCCACUUAAAAAGAUGAGAGAGGCCUGUAAUUUUCAUCAUAGGUACACGUCAACUAUGACAGACAAAUUGAGAAAAAAAAAUCCAGAAAAUCACAUUGUAGGAUUUUUAAUGAAUUUAUUUGCAAAUUAUGGUGGAAAAUAAGUAUUUGGUCACCUACAAACAAGCAAGAUUUCUGGCUCUCACAGACCUGUAACUUCUUCUUUAAGAGGCUCCUCUGUCCUCCACUCGUUACCUGUAUUAAUGGCACCUGUUUGAAUUUGUUAUCAGUAUAAAAGACACCUGUCCACAACCUCAAACAGUCACACUCCACUAUAGCCAAGACCAAAGAGCUGUCAAAGGACACCAGAAACAGAAUUGUAGACCUGCACCAGGCUGGGAAGACUGAAUCUGCAAUAGGUAAGCAGCUUGGUUUGAAGAAAUCAACUGUGGGAGCAAUUAUUAGGAAAUGGAAGAUAUACAAGACCACUGAUAAUCUCCCUCGAUCUGGGGCUCCACGCAAGAUGUCACCCCGUGGGGUCAAAAUGAUCACAAGAACGGUGAGCAAAAAUCCCAGAACCACACGGGGCGACCUAGUGAAUGACCUGCAGAGAGCUGGGACCAAAGUAACAAAGCCUACCAUCAGUAACACACUACGCCGCCAGGGACUCAAAUCCUGCAGUGCCAGACGUGUCCCCCUGCUUAAGCCAGUACAUGUCCAGGCCCGUCUGAAGUUUGCUAGAGUGCAUUUGGAUGAUCCAGAAGAGGAUUGGGAGAAUGUCAUAUGGUCAGAUGAAACCAAAAUAGAACUUUUUGGCAAAAACUCAACUCGUCGUGUUUGGAGGACAAAGAAUGCUGAGUUGCAUCCAAAGAACACCAUACCUACUGUGAAGCAUGGGGGUGGAAACAUCAUGCUUUGGGGCUGUUUUUCUGCAAAGGGACCAGGACGACUGAUCCGUGUAAAGGAAAGAAUGAAUGGGGCCAUGUAUCGUGAAAUUUUGAGUGAAAACCUCCUUCCAUCAGCAAGGGCAUUGCAGAUGAAACGUGGCUGGGUCUUUCAGCAUGACAAUGAUCCCAAACACACCGCCCGGGCAACAAAGGAGUGGCUUUGUAAGAAGCAUUUCAAGGUCCUGGAGUGGCCUAGCCAGUCUCCAGAUCUCAACCCCAUAGAAAAUCUUUGGAGGGAGUUGAAAGUCUGUGUUGCCCAGCGACAGCCCCAAAACAUCACUGCUCUAGAGGAGAUCUGCAUGGAGGAAUGGGCCAAAAUACCAGCAACAGUGUGUGAAAACCUUGUGAAGACUUACAGAAAACGUUUGACCUGUGUCAUUGCCAACAAAGGGUAUUUAACAAAGUAUUGAGAAACUUUUGUUAUUGACCAAAUAAUUAUUUUCCACCAUAAUUUGCAAAUAAAUUCAUUACAAAUCCUACAAUGUGAUUUUCUGGAUUUUUUUUCCUCAUUUUGUCUGUCAUAGUUGACGUGUACCUAUGAUGAAGUUUACAGGCCUCUCUCAUCUUUUUAAGUGGGAGAACCUGCACAAUUGGUGGCUGACUAAAUACUUUUUUUCCCCACUGUAUACAGGGAAUGCACGAUUGCUAUUGUGAUGUGCAACCUGUCAAAAAUGAUCCAGAAUUAUCAGAUUUAUUUUUGGCUCUUCAGAGAAUUUGGAGACAUCUUUGUGCAUAUUGGCCCUGUAGGCAAUAUUAUUCACCACCUGAGGUAGUGGGAACUCAAAACACCUAGCUAGUUUGCUGACUUUAAAUAUGAUAUUUUUGCUAUAUAGCCAUGUAGGCUAAUUUAUUCAUUUUAAUCUAUUAGUAAAUGUAGGCUAAUGUCCUACAAAAACUUUCCAGCACUAGGCCUAGGCUACUUGAAGUAGGCCUAUUCACUGCAAAUCGCGCGCUCUGCUCCGCGGGCGUAUCAAAACCAUACUACAGCCUACUCCAGAUGUGUUAAAUAGCACUAUGCAGAAAUCACUCCGCCAUUUCCUUGUUGCUAAAAUAGAGUAGUUCGCCCAAUUUCAGUUUGUGACAAAACAAGCAAGUAUAGCGUAGAGAAUCAUUGUACUGUCUAAACCGCUGUGAAAUACAUUUUCCAUAACAAACAAUAUUGUACUUUCAGCUGUUUGAAGCUACAUAUUGCAGUUUUAAGAGGUGAUAAAUAAAUAUAUAUACUCAAACAAAGCUGUGACUGUCCUCUCUAACUGUAACAACAGUAGUUGCUUUGAAAACUGUAUUUUUCCCGCAAUUGCAUUUGGAACAACGGUCAUAUGCUUGUGCUUCUCAGAAUGCAUCUCUCCCUCCUCCGUGCGCACAGUGGGGAGAGGGAGUGAGUAGCCAACAGCGAAACAGGGACAGGCAGAUACCUUCAUAGCAGGAAUCAACAUGAUGCGUAGGCUAUUACUGAUGACCAAAUAAUGGUUUUAGAACACUCUACAGGAACGUUGUAUAGCAAAAUUACCAGCAUACGCAAAAUGCUUCGGUAAGAGGAAGGUGGUGUCUGUAAUUUUAGGUUUAUUGGCCCAGCUCUAGGUUAGGGUAAGGGCAGACCCGUCGCCAGACCUCAGUCUUAAGGGGGGCAUAUGAAAUGCAUGGGAGGGCAGGGCACAAUUAUUAUUAGCCUACAGUAUGUAUAUUUAAUAAUAAAUUCCCUCAAGUGGGGGGGGGGGGGGCACAAGCAUUUAAAGGGGGUGGGCCCGGCCCCCUAUGGCCCGCCCAUAGCGACGGGUGUGGGUAAGUGUUAGCUAAAAUGCUAUAGUUGUCCCCCGACGCAACUCGAACACGCAUAUGUCUGACUCCAGGCUGAAAUGUGAGACACUUAUGACAAAACUGAUUAACAAGUUUCACACACAUUGUUAAUGUAAGUUGAUUUGUUUCGUUUGAAGGGCUAUGGGCAGUUGUGAAUAAUGCUGGCAUCUCAGACUGGUCAGAGACGGAGUGGAACACCGUUGAUGAUUAUCGCAAUAUGGCUGAGGUCAACUUAUUUGGCAGCAUCAGGACCUCCAUUGCUUUCCUCCCAUUGGUUCGUGCCUCAAAAGGUACGUUUAAUAAUUAUUUUACCAUCACCAUUUCAUAAUGGUGAUCACAGUUCUUGAUUUAUAACAUUCAAUGUUCAUAUUACUCCACAGUGUUCUAAAAUGUGUAAUGUUCAUUGAUUUCCGUAGGACGGAUGGUGUAUGUCUCAAGCAUCUUUGCGUUCUUCAACUGUCUAACCAUGGGGGCCUACAGUAUGUCCAAGAGAGGACUGGAGGCGUUUGCAGACUGCUUACGGGUAGAGAUGGCCGGUUUUGGAGUAAAGGUAAAGAAAAGUCUUGGUAAUCAUGAUACUUACUGUGUGUGUGUGUCUUUUAAUAAUCUUGUAGAUUUUUUUUUACAUUGAUUGUAACCAACACAUUCCUCAAAGCGUCAAUCUGUGAUUGCUAUAUCCAUUUUGGACAUUUUAAGUUAAUGAUAUAGAGUAUACCCAUUUAUUGUUGAAGAAUAUAACUCAUAAAUGCCUCAUGAGCGUAGUUCAACUGUGGUACCCCCAUCAGACCCCAAAAUAUACGUUUGUUUUACUACUUUGUGGUUACAAAGUAAUUGUAAACAAACACUGUAUAACUUCAAAACAUGGUUAAAUCUAUAACUUUGAUAUCAUGGAUGGCCAAUCCUUGCAUCCAUAGCUCUGUUUAUGAAUUUGAGAAAGGUUACAUUUCUCCAGCCCAAUCCCUCAGGUCUUCACCAAAAUACUGGCGGUGUGACUGCUUAUUGUUUGAACUGCAGAGUGCACCUUUAACGUUGUGUUGAUGAUCUCAGGUGAGCAUCAUCCAGCCAGGUAACUUUGGUCCUGCUACCAACAUCCUGAGGAGGAGAACAGGGACAGAAAUCUGGGAGAAACUGGACGAGGAGCAUCAACAGAUGUUCAACAGACAGUAUGUGGACCUGGCCAAUGACUACCACAUGUCCACAUGUAUGGCUGGCAACCAGGACAGCAGCCUGGUCAUAGACGCUAUGGUGGACGCCCUCACAGCGGACAGACCUAAACGCAGAUACCUGUUGGUCUCUAAGCUGGAUAUGUUGUUCUUCUAUGCCUUUCCCUAUCUGCCGACAUGUGUCACUGAUGCAGUUUUCUACCUCAGUCCCAUGUACAACAAAAGAAAAGCAAUGCUUUAUUCCAAAUAG
Messenger RNA from Coregonus sp. 'balchen', 7079 nucleotides. NCBI's taxonomy places the organism in Eukaryota, Metazoa, Chordata, Actinopteri, Salmoniformes, Salmonidae. The record is from the annotation of a GenBank genome assembly.